AUGUCGGGUGUGGUGGCGGCCAUAUUGUGUGUUUUCACACGAGCUCAGGCCGUGCUUGAGGAGAGCUCUGGGAACGGGACGUCAGUCUCCAAGAGCCCCAGCCCCAGCUCCAGCCCCAGCUCCAGCCCCAGCUCCAGCCCUAGCACCAGCCCUAGCACCAGCCCUAGCUCCAUCCUAGCCCAGCCCCUAGCCCCAGCCAGCUCCAGCCCUAGCCCCAGCUCCAGCCCUAGCUCCAGCCCUAGCUCCAGCCCUAGCACCAGCCCUAGCACCAGCCCUAGCCCCAGCCCUAGCCCCAGCUCCAGCCCUAGCUCCAGCCCUAGCCCCAGCCCUAGCACCAGCCCUAGCUCCAGCCCUAGCACCAGCCCUAGCUCCAGCCCUAGCUCCAGCCCUAGCUCCAGCCCCAGCCCUAGCCCCAGCCAUAGCCCCAGCCCAGCACCAGCCCUAGCUCCAGUCCUAGCCCCAGCUCCAGCCCUAGCCCCAGCCCUAGCCCCAGCCCUAGCCCCAGCUCCAGCUCUAGCCCCAGCCCUAGCUCCAGCCCUAGCCCCUAGCACCAGCCCUAACACCAGCACUAGCCCCAGCCCUAGCACCAGCCCUAGCUCUAGCCCUAGCCCCUAG
Molecule: messenger RNA, 615 nt
Organism: Oncorhynchus masou masou (cherry salmon)
Lineage: Eukaryota; Metazoa; Chordata; Actinopteri; Salmoniformes; Salmonidae
Exons: 3
Coding region: 1-615 (204 amino acids)
Source: RefSeq, a predicted model, not a curated record